Molecule: messenger RNA, 1473 nt
Organism: Tinamus guttatus (white-throated tinamou)
Lineage: Eukaryota; Metazoa; Chordata; Aves; Tinamiformes; Tinamidae
Product: keratin, type II cytoskeletal 4
Biological process (GO): keratinization; intermediate filament organization
Cellular component (GO): keratin filament
Molecular function (GO): structural constituent of skin epidermis
Source: RefSeq, a predicted model, not a curated record
AUGAGUCGGCAGUGCUACACGUCCAGCUCCCUCCUGGGACGAAGGGGCUUCUCAUCGGCCUCCGCCGUCGGCGGCCUCGGCCGGGGCAACAGCAGCUCGGCCUCCGGGUGCCAGCCCGUGGGGAGACGAUGUGGGAUCGGCGGCUUCAGCAGCCGCAGCGUGUGCGACCUGGGCAGAGGGCAGCGGAUUUCCUUCGGCGGGAGCUGCCGGAGCAGCGUCUACGGAGGCGCCAACGUGGGACGUUGCGGCGUGGCGUACGGCGGCGGCCGCUUUGGCGUGGGAACCGUCGUGGGGUUUGGGAACUGCGGAGGCUACGGAGGCUUGGGCAGCUAUAGAGGCCUUGGGGACGGCGUCGCCGUCGGAGGUUACGGCGGCGGCAUCGGCGGCAUCGGCAUCGGCCUCGCCGGGGGCAGGUCGGAAGGCAUCCGGGGCGUCAGCAUCCACCCGGAGCUCCUCAAGCCGCUCUGCGUAGGGGUCGACCCGGAGGAAUGCCAAGUGCGGACCCACGAGAAGGAGCAGAUAAAGAACCUCAACAACCAGUUUGCCUGCUUCAUCGACAAGGUCCGGCUGUUGGAGCAACAGAACAAGGUGCUGACCACCAAGUGGGAGCUGCUGCAGCAAUAUGUUCUCCCAGCUUCCCGAAGAAACCUGGAGCCGGUUUUCGAGAAUUACAUCUGCAACCUGAGGAAGCAGCUGGAGUGUGUCCUGGGUGAGCGCGAGAGGCUGGAAAAUGAGGAGCGGUGCCUGAGGGACCUGGUUCAGGAGUAUAAAUGCAAGUAUGAAGAUGAGAUCAACAAGCGCACGGCUGCAGAGAACGAGUUUGUGGUGCUCAAGAAGGACGUGGACUGUCUGUACCUGACGAAGGAGGAGCUGGAGGUGAGGGUGGGCCUGCUGCGGCAGCAGCUGGAGUUCCUCAAGUGCAUUUAUGCCGAGGAGAGAGCUCAGCUGGAUUGCCAGUUGUGCGACACCUCUGUCAUUGUGCAAAUGGACAACAGCCGGGACCUGGACAUGGAAGGCAUCAUCAAAAGCGUGGAGUGCUGCUAUGAGGAGAUUGCCCAGAAGAGCAAGGCUGAAGUGGAGGCUUUCUAUCAAACCAGACUGGAGGAGCUCCACAGCAGCAGAGGCAAGUUCUGCGAUGAUCUGAGGAACAACCAGAGCGAGAUAGCCGAGCUGAACCGGAUGAUCCAGAAGCUGCAGUGCGAGUCGGAUAAUGUGAAGAAACAGAUUUCAGCUCUGCAGACGGCCAUCUGCGACGCGGAGCAGCGGGGUGACUGUGCCCUCAAGGAUGCUCGGCAGAAGCUGAUCGACCUGCAGACCGCCCUGCAGCAGGCCAAGGACAAGAUGGCAUGUUUGCUGAGGGACUACCAGGAGCUGCUGAACGUCAAGCUGGCUCUGGACAUCGAGAUAGCCACAUACAGGACACUGCUGGAGGGAGAAGAGAGCAGGUAGGAUGCAGUUCCCCAUGGCACAUAG